This is a messenger RNA of Callithrix jacchus (white-tufted-ear marmoset), 16111 nucleotides long. The record is from RefSeq and is a predicted model, not a curated record. Lineage: Eukaryota; Metazoa; Chordata; Mammalia; Primates; Cebidae.
UUUCAGAGAUCAGUUUCAUUCCAGGACCUAACUGUGAACUUCACCCAAGAGGAAUGGCAGCAACUGGACCCUGCUCAGAGGCUCCUGUACAGGGAUGUGAUGCUGGAGAACUACAGCAACUUGGUCUCUGAAAAUGUAAAUUCACAAGUCCAAGAAGUUUAAUGAACCCCAAGCAGAAUAAAAAUGAAGAGCACAACAAGACACCAAAUUUCAAGACAUAAAGAAAUUACAGCUGUCACUUUCACUGUGCUUAAUUGGUCGCACAGACCAACCAUGAUGUGGUGCGGAAGGGAAUCACACAGAAGCAUGAAUACCAGGAGGUGGAGACCUCUGGAGCCAUACAUAUCAGAGGCUAGCUACCACAGGUGGCCACCGUAAGAAUGGAGCAGUUUCAAGAAAGAGGUUGGUGCCAUUUGUCGUGUUGCUAAGCACACAUAUCCCAGGAGCUGGAAGAGCUGGAGAAGAUCCUGGGGAAACAAGAGCAGAGCAGCCACAGGCUUGUCUACUGAGCCACACCAACAAGAACCAGCAGAGUCUCACCCUGUUGCCCAGGCUGGAGUGCAAUGGUGUGAUCUCAGCUCACUGUAAUCUCUGCCUCCUGUGUUCAAGUGAUUCUCCUGCCUCAGUCUCCUGAGUAGCUGGAAUUACAGGAGCCUUUUAAUGAGCUACCUUCCCUGAUGUCAGGACUGAAACUUGAGAAACAAGUUUCUCUGAAAUCUCUGGAUCAUCUUAUGUUCUGGCAGUUUCUACCUUCUGUUAAUGAAGGACAAGUCAUCUCUUUCCAACUGGAUGGGAGACAGAAGUUUCACACAAAGACAUAGAUCAAUACAUGUAAGGAAUAUAUUGACUCGGCCUGGAAAGGGGAGACAUCUCAAAGAGUGGAGGAGCUUACAGGUCACAGUGUUCCCCUGCACAAAGCGUAAACCGGCCGGGCUCGGUGGUUCACACCUGUAAUCCCAGCGCUUUGGGAGGCCAAGGCGGGCGAAUCACGAGGUCAAGAAAUCGAGAUCAUCCUGGUCAACAUGAGUUUGACUCAUUUCAUCGACAACAACUAUUAUUCUGAGGCAAAAUCAGAAGAAAGGGAGAGAGGGUCCUUGAGAGGAGAGAAUGUGCCAGGAGCACAGAUUUCUUUUGUCCCAACAUGCAAAGGGAGAAUUUGAGCAAAAAGACUUCAAGCAUCUUGCAGAGGUGAUAGGCCUCUAUACAAGACUUUAAACUCCUACAGAUGUGGACUUGAACCAGCAUGAUCUAAUUAUUCUGGCUAUUGACUCCUCAUCAGUGUAAUGGCAGCCAUAAGUCCUGGACAGAGGCACCAAUAACAGACUUAAAGAGAGCCACAUCAAGAAUGAACUGCCAUUCACAAUUGCUACAAAGAGAACAGAAUACCUGGGAAUACAACUAACAAAGGAUGUAAAGGACCUCUUCAAGGAGAACUACAAACCACUGCUCAACAAAAUAAGAGAGGACACAAACAGAUGGAGAAACAUUCCAUGUUCAUGGUUAGGAAGAAUCAAUGUCGUGAAAAUGGCCAUACUACCAAAAGUAAUUUACAGAUUCAACGUUAUCCCCAUCAAGCUACCAAUGACCUUCUUCACAGAACUGGAAAAAAACCACUUUAAACUUCAUAUGGAACCAAAAGAGAACCCACGUAGCCAAGUCAAUUCUAAGCAAAAAAAAAAAAAAACCAAAGUGGGAGGCAUCACACUACCAGACUUCAAAGUAUACUUCAAGGCUACAGUAAUCAAAACAGCAUGGUAUUGGUACCAAAACAGAGAUAUAGACCAAUGGAACAGAACACAGGCCUUGGAGGCAACACCACACAAUCUACAAUCAUCCGAUCUUUGACAAACCUGACAAAAACAAGCAAUGGGGAGAGGAUUCCCUGUUUAAUAAAUGGUGUUGGGAAAACUGGCCAUGUGCAGAAAGCAGAAACUGGACCCCUUCCUGACACCUUACACUAAAAUUAACUCCAGAUGGAUUAAAGACUUAAACAUAAGACCUAACACCAUAAAAACCCUAGAAGAAAACCUAGGCAAAACCAUUCAGGACAUAGGCAUAGGCAAGGACUUCAUGACCAAAACACCAAAAGCAUUGGCAACAAAAGCCAAAAUAGACAAAUGGGACCUAAUUAAGCUCCACAGCUUCCGCACAGCAAAAGAAACAGUCAUUAGAGUGAAUCGGCAACCAACGGAAUGGGGAAAAAUUUUUGCAAUCUACCCAUCUGACAAAGGGCUGAUAUCCAGAAUCUACAAAGAACUAAAACAGAUUUACAAGAAAAAAACAAACGAGCCCAUUCAAAAGUGGGCAAAGGGCAUGAACAGAGACUUUACAAAAGAAGACAUACUUGAGGCCAACAAACAUAUGAAAAAAUGCUCAUCAUUACUGGUCAUUAGAGAAAUGCAAAUCAAAACUACUUUGAGAUACCACCUCACACCAGUUAGAAUGGCAAUCAUUAAAAAAAUCUGGAGACAACAGAUGCUGGAGAGGAUGUGGAGAAAAAGGAACACUUUUACACUGUUAGUGGGAGUGUAAAUUGGUUCAACCAUUGUGGAAGACAGUGUAGUGAUUCCUCAAGGACCUAGAAAUAGAAAUUCCAUUUGACCCAGCAAUUCCAUUACUGGGUAUAUAUCCAAAGGAUUAUAAAUCGUUCUACUAUAAGGACACAUGCACACAAAUGUUCAUUGCAGCACUGUUUACAAUAUCAAAGACCUGGAACCAACCCAAAUAUCCAUAGAUGAUAGACUGGACAGGGAAAAUGUGGCACAUAUACACCAUGAAUACUAUGCAGCAAUCAAAAAUGAUGAGUUCGUGUCCUUUGUAGCGACAUGGAUGAACCUGGAAAUCAUCAUUCUCAGCAAACUGACACAAGAACAGAAAAUCAAACACUGCAUAUUCUCAUUCAUAGCUUUGCGUCUGAAGUGACACUGAUUGUAGGUGAAGAGCGUUCAAAUCCCCUACCUGGUGGGUUAUGAGGAAUUACGGCUCCAAACAAAAGUAGAGAUGACUUUGGACCACAAAUCCCCCAAAUAAGCCAGAAACUCUUCAGACCUUCCCUAAGGAAGGGGACGCGGAGACUUGUGGGAAACGGAGUCUGGAAUUUGAUGGAUCGUCCCGGGAGGGCCCGGGGGACCGGUCCUUGGCAGCCCCGUCUGCGCAUGUGCAGUUCUUCCUCAUUGUUCCUUACUCCAGUCUCCGAUCGGCGUGGAGCCUCCUUGUCUACGCGUAACUCAGCGAUCAGGUCCUUCACGAAAGAUGUGCUCUGCAGUUGCCAGGUGGUGCUGAUGCUGCUGGUCUGGAGUCCACACUGAAGGUCACUGUUGUAGGAGAUGGUGAACUCCAAGAAAGAGUUGGAACCCAGCUGAAGGUCCCAGUUAUCUGAAUUUAUUCCCCCUUCCCCCCAGUAAGGGUCACCCUGCUUCUGUGAGGAGGGGACAUCAGAAGCAGGAAUCCCACCUGGGAGGUCCCCACCCUCUCUGAUAAAAUGCACACAGCUGUGCCAAGGACAUCUGGGAAACAGAGAGAUCUCUAAGCGCUUGCUCUUGAAGCAAUUCCCGAUUCUUCCACUCUGAAUAACUCAGCAUCUUGGAGGUUGCCAAGAACCGUCGGUCAGCAAAGGUAUGGGCCAGCUGUCAAAGGACAGAGGUGAGAUGGACCGAGGAUGGUGAGCUGGGCCGAGGAUGGUGGGCAGGAGGCCGGCUGCAGGGGAGGAGGAACACCCAGUUGAGGACUGAUGGGGAAAAUACUAUCGCCAUUCCUCUCAGAAACUCCUCCCAUGCCCCUAAUGCUCCAGCCCUCUUCCUAGAUUCUGCAGAGCCCUCAAACCCCGCCCAUCUGCACAUCUGGAGUUUAGGGAUAUGCUACCCAUUACCUACUCUUGACUUUAUCGGAGUACUGGGAAGCUUUUCAGGGGUUAUGUAAAUGUGCCUCAUUUUAAAAGUGAAAAAUAUUAACUCAGUGCUUAAGUGCAUAGCUUCUGGGGCCAGACUGCACGGGUUCAAAGCCCAGCUCCACCACAUUGCUCAGUCUUCCCCUCGGGUUUCUCUUCUAUGAAAUGAAAGUCAUAAUAGUAGCUAUGCUUGGCUUUAUUUUAAAGAUUAUAUGAAAGAUGACCUACAAAGUGCUUAGAACAAGUCCUAUUAUGUAGUAACUACAAGUAUUGCCAGUAUUUUAAUAUUAUUAUAACUAAAUUAUUGUAAUCUAGGCUUGCAUUAUAUGUUAGUGGCAGAAUCAGAAAAAGAACCCAAGCCCCCUGACUCCUACGCCAUUGUCCACCUGUCUCAGUUAAGUCAAAACAAGUUUCUUAUUAAAAAAAAAUAUUUGGAGACACUGAAACCAGAGGAGAACAAACCUUUUCCUUUUUUAAAUAGUCUCCCUUAAAACACAAGUACUUUUGUUGUCACGGGUUCCUGUUAAUUCUUUAACCUCAAGGAAUUUAAAAUAUAAGUUGAAAAGUAAAUGAGCACACCUUUGUAAGGUUUUGGCUGUAUCAUUUCUUACGCUUUUUAUUAUGGAAAUAUUCACAACAUACAAAAGUCAAAUGAUAUAAUGACUCCCAGGUAUUUGUUACAGCUCCAGCAUUGGCCAAUUUUAUUUUAUCUGUAUACCACCCCCCAACACACACACACACACACACACACACACAUGUGCGCACACGCACACACACACUCGUGCACGCGCAUUUAUACACUUUCCCCAUUACUACCUGCCUCUGCUGGAUUAUUGUAAAGUAAAAUAUCAAUCAAUCAGACAUCAAAAACUUCAGUCCAUAAUAUGUGCGGUAAUAGGACAGGUGGCAUGACAUCUCAUCCUUUGUUGUAACAUGAUUGUUUAACCAGGUCUCUUUAGUUGGAUUUUGUGUGGUUUAUAUUUUUCUGCUACUAUAUCCAAGGAGGUUUGUAAGAAGCAAAUAUUUGCUUUCCCCAGUGAAAACCCUGAUUCUCUCAGCCUCCAGUGGUUCGAUCAGGGUUAUAAGAGUCCCCUCUGGAAACUUCUACCUGCCACUUCUGAAGGGUCAAAAGAAAUUUUCCCAUGGUUCAGCAAUUCACCAUCAGAUACAUGUGAAUUUCUAGGGACGUGGUAAGAAGAUCUUCAAAGUAGAGCAGAUUUCUCAUGAUUUCUUUGCUCCUACUCCCUCCUACAGCUCUGCCUUCACAGUUCUCUAAACUUUUCCAGGAUCAGAAGAAAAUGAACACAUCCCAGGGCUCAGUGCUGUUCGAGGAUGUAUCUGUGUACUUCACCCAGGAGGAAUGGCAGCUGCUGGACCCUGCCCAGAGGUUCCUGUACAGGGACGUGAUGCUGGAGAACUACAGGCACCUGGUAUCACUGGGGCACUGUGCUACCAAACCUGAGCUGAUAGUCAAGUUGAAGCAAGGAGACGAACCAUGGAUAUUAAAGAGAGAGCUACCAAGUCAGAGCCACUCAGAAGUCCAGAAAGUCAAUAACAUGAAAGAGACAAGUCAAGAAAAUAAAGACAAAUAUUUGAGGCAGGCUUUAUUCAUCAACAACAAAAUACUGACUAAGGAGAGAAGUAAAACCUUAAGGGAAGCAUUUAGUAUGGCCACAAACACAGGGCCCUCAAGAAAAAUAUCCCAUAAAUGUGACUCAUUUGGAACAAGCUUCAAAAGUGUUACAGAACUCAUUAUUAAUAAUAGAAACCAUGUAAGAAAAAAGUCAGUUGAUUUUAGUAGGUGUGACUUCCUUGAUAUUAAGCAUAAUAAAACUCAUUCAGAGAAUAAACCCUGUGAAAAUGAUCAAAAGAAGGAAUCCCACAGUCAUAAUGAGGAUUUUGUUCAACAUCAGAAGGAUUCACCUUUGGAGCAACUUCUUGUAUAUAAUAAUUGUGGGAAAGCCUUUCACAGAAAGACAGCCUUUCUUACACAUAAGAGAGCUCACACAGUAGAGAAACCUUCGGAAAGAAAUGAAUAUGGACAAGCCUUUAUCCCAAAGUUAAAGCUCAAUUCUUGUCCAAGAACCCUUAGGGAAAGAAAGCCACAUGAGCCCUAUAAAAAUGGGAAAUCUUCAUGCAUGAAGUCAAAACAUGCACAUCAAGAAAUUCACACAGGGAAGAAACACUCUGAAUGUAAUAAAUUUGGAAAAUUUAGCAAGAAAUCAAACUUUACCCAACAUCAAAGAAUGUACACAGGAGAAAAACCUGAUGAGUGUAAUGAAAAUGAGAAAGAUUUGAAGAAUUUAGACCAUACUCAAAAUGAGACAAUUCAUGCAGGAGAGAAAAUCUAUGAUUGUAAGAAAUGUGGGAAAUUCUUUCAUGAAAAAACGUGCCUUACUCAACAUCAGAGAAACCACGCAACAGGAAAACCCAGCAAGUGUAAUGACAGUGAAAGAGUCUUAAAGAAGGAAUCUUGCCUCACACUCAAUCAGAGAAUUAAAACAAGAGAGAGAAACUGCAAAGAUAAUAAAUGUGAGAAACCUUUCUUUGAGAAGUUGAAACACACUCAACAUCAGAGAAGGCACUCAGGGGAAAAAACCAAUGGAUGUAAUGAAAGUAGGGGUGCCUCAAGUAGGAAGUCACAACUCACACAACGCCAGAGAGCUAACAAAAAAGAGAAAACCUAUGACUGUAAUAAAUGUGGAGAAAGCUUCCAUCAGAAAACAGAUCUCACACAGCAUCAGAGCACACACACAGGGAAAAAACCCUACGAAUGUAAAGACUGUGAAAAAUCCUUCUUUGUGAAGUCCAACUACACUGAACAUCAGAGAACUCACACAGGAGAAAAACCAUAUGAAUGUAAUGAAUGUGGAAAGUCCUUCUGCCAGAAAUCAGCCCUCACAGUACAUCAGAGAACUCACACGGGAGAGAAACCAUAUAAAUGUAAUGAAUGUGCGAAAACCUUCUGUGUGAAAUCAAACCUUACUCAACAUCAAAGGACUCACACAGGUGAGAAACCCUAUAAAUGUAAUGAAUGCUGGAGAUCUUUCUGUGUGAAAUCCAACCUUGUCGUGCAUCAGAGAACUCAUACAGGAGAAAAACCCUACAGAUGUCCUGAGUGUGGGAAAACCUUCUAUGAAAAGUCAGCCCUCACAAAACAUGAGCGAAUUCACACAGGGGAAAAACCCUAUGAAUGUAAUGAAUGUAGAAAAAACUUCAGCCAGAGGUCAGCCCUCACCAAACAUCAAAGGAAAACACACAAGAAGAAAAUUCCCAUCAACACCUUCCAUGUGCCGAAACCUGCGUCUUCAAGCCAAAUUUGUUGAACAUCAGCAAAAUCAUAGGGCAGAAACCCUAAGGUGUUAACACAUCUAGGAAAGUAUUUAUUUAUAGGUUAUAAUGAAUAGGAAUUAGAAAAUUAACAUAGGAGUGAAACCACAUGAAUUCUUUGAACAUGUAAACCCUUUCAGCAAGCAUUCAGAGCUGUUGAGAAAAAAUUAAUUUGAGAUACAUGAAUAAAAAAAGUUUUUGUGCAUAAAUUGUUUAAGUAGAAGUCAUAUUUCAGAUGUAAUAUCAGGCUAAUUUUAAAAAGAACAGAAAAUGUCAUGUUCUUAAUAGAAUGUGAAACAUGAUCCUUUUGUAAAACUGUGAAUUGUUUAAGUCAUUGACAAUAGUGUUAUAUAUGUGUGAAGAUUUCCUGAAGUAUAUUGGGCUAUACAUACAGUUACAUAGGAUAUGAGUGUGCUGUAUAACAUAAAUUAUGUGUAUGUUGGAUUUGUACAUGGGAACCCAUCAUUGUCUCUGAAUCAUAAAAAUCCAAUAUAUUUUAUAAGUAAAAAUUGAAAGUCACAUAACCUGUGGCCCAACAAUUCUAAUUCUAGAUGCAUACCAUAAAACAGUAGUUCUCAACUGGUCUUCUUAAAGUGUGUUUGGAAAUAAGUUGUUUUGAUUGCCAACGUGACUGACAUGCUAUAUAGGCUCUUGGUAGCUGGGAGGCCAGAGGUGCCAAAUUCCCUGCACUGUGUCAGUGGAAGGACAGGAAAUAGUCUUAUCCAGAAUACCAGUAUCUUUACCACACACACAAAAAUUGCUCUAGAAACUCUUGCACAUCUGCACCCACAAAUUUGUACAAGAUUAACUGUAACAUUGCAAUAGUUUUUGUUAAAAAAAAUUUUAAAGAAAAUAUCCAAAUGUUGAUUAACAAUAAACUAAAUUAAUAAAUGUGGGAAUAGUCAUACAGUACCAAUAAUAUACAUCAAUGAAAAUGAAUGAAACUCUAUCAGAUACAUUAACAUGGUUAUAUCUUAAAGUGAUGUUGAAUGAAAAAAGGGAAACUAUAGAUACUAUGUUAUUUUAUUUAUAUAAAAGAGUACAUUGUUCAGGAAUACGUAUAUAAUUAGCAAAAUUAGAAAGGAAAGCAAGUGGAUGAUUAACACAAAAUCUACAAUAUCAAUUACUUUGUGGAGGAAGAAUGUGGGCUUAUAUUUAGGGAGAGAAAAGAGAGAUUCAUGUUUCUUAAAUGGGUUAUGGAUACACAGAUAUUUCUUUUAUUUUUAUUUAUAUUAUGCAUAUGAGUACUUAUAUUUACAUGUAUAUCUGUUAAUAGAAUAUCUUAUUUUCAAGAAAAGGCUUAAAAUGAUUGCAUUAGGACAUUAACAAAGGUGAUGUUUUAUAGUAAGAAUUAUAGUUAAGAUUUUUUUUACAUUCAUCUAUUUUUCUGUAGUUCAAAUCUCUUUAAUGACUUUUUUCAAAUAUCCAUACCACUAGUCAUUUAGGUCUACCCUUGAUUUUAUUGAUUGUCUUUUUCCAUUUGUUUCCUAGUAGAAUUUCUCCUAAAUUUUUUAAAUGAUAAAGUGACCACUGACCAAGUUAGAAAAAGUAAGGAAAGUGGAAAAGAAAAUCAAAGUACAGUAUACUAUAGACAAGUAAAAAUGAAAAAGAAUCAACAAUAAAACCUAUCACAACUAAUAUGAACAAAUUGAAUUUCUACAUCAAAGACAGAGGUAGUUUAACAGUGACUUAGAAAACUUAAUCCAACUAUGUAUGACUUGUAAAAAAAAAAGUACCUAAAACCAGGGGACAAAGGGAGUUUGAAGUUUAAGGGAUGACAAAAAUAGAUUCAGGGUUUUUUAACAUUUAUCCACUAAAGCAUGACAACAUAAAGGUAAGUCCUGUGAUUACCUUGUUUAACCAAACGUUCAUGGAGUUGUAGUCUAGGGGAUAGGAUGGAUGUUAAAAGUUGUGGCAGGGUGUGCCAAUCGCCCUGCAGUAGCCAUGGUCCCCUUCUUCCUUUAAUAGUAGAACUCCCUAGUGAAUAUUGGCAGGGCAUAUGGCCACCCAACUAUACAUUUCCUAUCCUACUUUGCUACCAGAAAAAAAAAAGAAGAAAAUGGCACCUACUUGCCCAUUGUAACUCUUACUUGGAUUAUUGGGAGAGUGUAGACAUUUAUUUCCAAUGGAUUUAUUGAGAAUUUAUUCUCCUUUGAAUAACAACAAAAACCUGAAGGCCACCAAAUAUACAAUAAUAAGGGAUUGACUAAAGAAAUUAUCACAUAUCCAAAGGACAGAAUAUCUUGCUAUUCAUUAAUAAUAGAAAAGUCUCAUAUGGGGAGACCAAAGCACAGAGGUUAAUUUGCUCAAGAUCAUACACCUAGUAAGACAUAGAGCCAGGAUUUGAGUCUGGGUAGUCUGGCCCCAGAGUCUGUGCUCCUAACCAUUAGCUUCUUCACUGCUCAUCAAAAAUUAUUGUGUAGGGGAAAAUCCACCGACAGAAAAAUAUGUUCAUGUUAUGUUUCAUUUGUAUCUUCAGCUAAUAUUUCUAACCCUUCAAGGUCUGAGAAUCCACAGGAAACUGGAAAGGGCAGGGCAGGGAAGGGGCUUUCAGGCAUGUCUGUCUUUUUUAUUGGUGGUGCUCUCUUCAUUGUCAUUUCUAGUGAGAAAGUUUUAAAGAUACUUUGUUUUGGUUUUAUUUGUAAUGAUGAACAGCACACUGAGAAUGGGGCAACUUCUAAUCUUGACAUUGCCUCUAACCAAUUGGUGACCUAGUCUAGCCUAAUUUUAUUAAUCUUUAAGUUGAGGUAUAUUUAGAUAAUACUAUAAUGCUUUUCCAUUUUUAUUGUUCUGAACUUUGUUGUCAAUCUAUAGGGCAAUCAGCACAUCCUUAGAGGCCAAAGGCAAUGAUGGAUAUGGUGUGAGUAAAAGGCCAGCUCAGAUCUGGAAAGAAUGAGUGGAGAGUAAAGAAAGCAUGUGUCUUUAGAGGAGAUUGAGAUUUAAUUUUCUCAGCUGGGCCUGCUGACUCCCUCUUGUCUUGAGUGUGCCCUCACGGAGAUCCAAUAAGCCUUUUCUUGUGGAAUCUGCCCCCUGCCAAGCCCCUCAGCUUAGCUUCCUGUUUCAAGAAUUGCCCUGAAACUUUCAUUGGCAAACAACCAAAGUGGUGUCUGCAUGGGGUAACACCAUGCUUUGUACACUCUGAACAGAAGGGUCAAAAAUUGCUUAUAGCUCAGCUCCUUGCCUGGGGCUCUUCAACCCCUGCCUAGAGCUCUGGAAAGGGCAGGGCAGGGAAGGGGCUUUCAGGUAUGUCUGUCUUUUCUGAAUUUCUAUAACUGAAUUUCUGUUCCUGGAGUCUUGUCCUCCUAACACACAAGACCCAUUGCAUUCACAUGGAAUCAGUAUCUGGGCCCAAAGCAUAGCUUCGAUUUAGACAGGACCUUCCACCUGAUGACCAAUAUCUGUCUCUGAUGGUACCCACUGGUCCCUGAAUCUCACACUGGCUUCUGGUAAACUCAAACCAGGGGUGCUAAGAACAAAUACAGGCCAGAGAGUACAUAAGCCAUCCUGAAGCUGCAGAAAUAUAGUGUGCUCCCAAACACCAAAGAAACAUCAAGAAAUCCUGGGCCCAGGAGGCUGAAAUCCAUUUUAAUUCAACAUUUAUUUAUUGGAGUCACUAAGGUCAUUUUGUAGCAUUGAGUGCUGUGAAGAAUUCAAAGACCAUUAACAUCCAAGUCUGGGUUUUAGGCAAAAUGGCGUACUGGGGAAGCACAACAUGGGAUGGAAAGCAGUUCUGGGAUUUAACCCCAGCACUUCCGCCACCUACCGGUUGAUGUUGGAUGACUGACUUCACUUCUCUGAGCAUCCAUUUUCUUAUUAAAAUAAAGAUGACAUAAAAAUAAUAAGAUAUCAAUACUAACUUCACAAUAAAUAUGUUCAUUGGUACACUUAAUUAAAAUAAUCUAGCAAAGUAUCUUGUUUAAUAGAAGUAAUGGCUUUUAUUAGGAUCUUGUUAUGCAGCAAGCAAGGGAAUACAUGCCGUAUCACAUUUAAUCUCCAAAACAGGCCUACAAGAUAAGUUCUCUUUCCAUGCUCAUCUUAAAGAUGAGGAAAACAAGGCUGAUAGAUAUUCCUUAAAAAUUACUGGAGUUAGGCCAGGUACAGUGGCUCAUGCCUGUAAUCCCAGCACUUUCGGAGACCAAGGCGGAUGGAUCACCUAAGUCAGGAGUUCGAGACCAGCAUGACCAACAUGGUGAAACCCGUCUCUACUAAAAAUACAAAAAUUAUCCAGGCAUGAUAAUGUGUGCCUGUAAUCCCACUUACUCUGGAGGCUGAGACAGGAGAAUCGCUUGAACUCAGGAGGUGGAGGUCACAGUGAGCCAAGAUCAUACCACUGCACUCCAGCCUGGGCAACAGAGCGAGGCUUUGUCUCAAAAAAUCAAAAAAUUACUGGAGUUAUAGAGAAUCCCAAAUCCCAUGGAGACCCUCACUUGCACUCUCUGGCAUUUACAUUACUGAACUUUGUUACAUCAGUUUGCAUGCUCCUUACCUCUUCCAAAUCAGCACAAAAUAUUCAUGCUCUUCUUAGUUGCUCUCAAGGAACUUAUCUCUUAGUGGCCACGCCACACUUGUCAAGAGCAGAGUUGCUAGAAUCAUCUCUUGUGCCCUUUGACGCACAUUCCUGGCCUCCCAUUGAGCACCCUGUUCCAGAAAAAGAAGGAAAUGCCUGCUCUCCAGCCCUGAAACCAGCAGAUAUGGAGCCAAGGCCUUCUCUUGCCCACCAUUCCCUUGAGACCAAGUCCAGGACAGAGUGGGAACACUUCAUAAGAUUCCUCAAUGUUUUGUUUCUACCUUACAAGAGCACAAGUCAAUUCCACCUGACAUUCUCCCCCUUCCACCCCAAAUCUCUCUGCAAGGUCCUUUUCGAGGCACUUUCAGUUUGGUUCCUAGGACCAAUGCUUUGGACGAACAAAGAUGUGGAGUCUCCCCUAUAAGGCUGUAGACAGAGCGAGAGCAACCUGUUUCCCUAAAAUGGAACUGCACAUGUGCAGAAGGAGCUGCUGAACAUCUGUCCCUGGUGACUUCCUCUGGGUAAUGCAAGACCCCAUUUCCCAUAAAUUUCUGUGGCACCUUUAUUUGUGAUUAUGCAAGAGUUUCUGCUUCAUUGAGUACACUAAAUGCUUGCUCUCAAAGGUAAUUUUUUCCUGUCCCAUAAAUGCGUGAUUCUUUCAGUACCCACAGAGAUUAUAAUUAGAAAUGGUUUAAACACAAUCUGUGUGUGUGUGUGUGUGCGCGCGCGUGUGUGUGUGUAAAAUCUGCAAGUCAUCACAAGAUAUAAAUCAGUUUCAUCUGUUAAUAUACAUGAGACACUUAAAUAAAACUCUAGGAAAUAGAAUCCAACAAGGUACUGAAAGAAUAAUAACCAUAAUCAGUAGCAUUUCUUUUGGGAAUGCAAAAAAACAACAAAAACAAUCAUUCAAAAGGAAAGCGUUGGUCACCUUUGGAGGAUGCUUUGAAAACUGGAAAAUAAAGAGAAAGAACAAUGAAUUCUGCCUUUCCUUUGUGAACUGUUCCUCAGGGCAACCAAAUAAUUGUGAAGGGAAUGUUUCUCUUGCCAGAAGUAUUACAACUAGCAAAUGAAGAAAUCAUGUUAAAAUAAGUAUAUUACCAUUUUGUAAUCCCUAAUGCAUUAGUGGAGCUGGGCAAUGAUAUCAACAGCUGUUAACAUUAAAAAAAGAAAAAAGUGAGAGGCCAGGCACAAUGGCUUAUACCUGUAAUCCUAGCACUCUGGGAGGCCAAGGCAGGUGAAUCACUUGAGGCCAAGAAUUCGAGACAAGCCUGGGCAACAUGGCAAAAUACUGUCUGUACUAAAAAUACAAAAAAAGAAAAAGAUAGCUGGGUGUGGUGGUGCAUGCCUGUGGUCUCAGCUGCUUGGGAGGCUGAGAUGGGAAAACCAGCUGAGCCCAGGAAGUCAAGGCUGCAGUGAGCCAAGGCCACUGUACUCUAGCCUUGGCUACAGAUGUCUCAUAAAAAGAUGUUUCAACAAAAGUGGGGGAAGCAACAAUAAUUAUGCACCUUCUGAUGAAAGAAUGCACCACCAUAUAUUCAUGUUCAAAACUUGCAUCUAAAUCUGAUCGAGGCUGGGUGCGGUGGUUCUCACCUGUAAUCUGAGCACUUUGGGAGGCUGAGGUGGGUGGAUCACCUGAGGUCAGGAGUUUGAGACCAGCCUGGCCAACACGGUGAAACCCUGUCUCUACCAAAAAUACAAAAAUUGGCCAGGUGUGGUGGCGAGUGCCUGUAGUUCCAGCUACUCAGGAGGCUCAGGCUGAAGAAUCCUUGAAUCUGGGAGGCAGAGGUUACAGUGAGCCAAGAUCAUACCACUGCAACUCCAGCCUGGAUGACAGAGCAAGAUUCCAUUAUAAAUAAAUGAAUGAAUGAAUAAAUCUGAUCAAGCCUCUGGUACCAAUUUACAUGAAAUGGCAGGAACAAAAGAACAUGUUAUGUUGCAUGACUUCUCAGAGAUGCAAUCAGCAAGCAUAGAUUGUGGUACAGUAGGGCAAAGGAUCUGGUUUCUUAACAAAUUAAAAGGGGAAUAGGAGAAGCAACUGAAUAAUAUAUAGAUUUUAAAGCUGAGGAGAUCUUGACACAUUCUGAUACAAGGAGGAGGAACUUCAUUCCCUCCCCUUGAGUAAGGGCUGGACUUGGUGACUUACUUUUGGUAAACAGAGUGUGGAAAGAGGAAAAUGUUACCUUCAUAGUGAAGAGACCUGGCAGACAUUGCCAUAACCAAGUGAUCAGGUUAACGAAUGCAUCCAUUCAAAAGAAGCAGCGACACUCCACUCCAGCCUGCCACAGACUAAGACUCCAUCAGAAAAACAAAAAAGAAAAGAAAUGUCGGAUAAUCUCACCUCCCAGAAAUAAUAAUGUUUAACGUGGUUGUUUUUUUAAAAUCUGGAAUUAUUAAAGAACUAUGUCUUAUGAUUAUCUCUUCACUCAGCAAUAUACUUUUACAAUGUAACUGUCUCACAUGACUUUAACACUCAGAUAGGGAAAUAAGCUCCCAUUCAAAAGCAUAGCAAACAUAAAUAUACCUAGGCGAAGCACCAGAGGAUAGAAACAGGUGAUUUGCAGAAUGAGAACUCUCAAAAGCUAACAGUCAUAUGAGCGGUGCUCACAAAUGUUAAUAAUCCAGGAAAUGCAAAUUCGUGCAGCAAUGAGAUAUAAUUUUAGACCUGUUAGAUUGGCAAAUAUUAGGAAGCUCAGUAAAGCUGCAUGUAGGGGUGUGUGGGGUACAGCAACCUCACGCACUGACCUCCUAAUUGGACAAACUGAAGAAUCCCCCAGUGUGUAUGGCUUGAUGGAAGGCAGGCUCCAGCUUCCACCAGGGAUGCUGCAGGAUGCGGUAUAUUUCCUUUCCACGCCUGCUGACAGGCAGGGCCUGGGCACACUCUCUGCGACUGACCACUCAGGUGAGCCUUUCUGAGACUUUGAAUCAGGGGCUAAAGAUACAAAGACAUCAGAAAAGUGAGCGAUUCUUCCCAGAAGAAGCAGCGGACUCCAGAGCCCAGCAGAAUGGCUGUGGGUGUCCAGUGGUGUUGGUGCCUGUGGCAGAGUCCUCCCAGGACUGCUUCUGUGCCUGCCUUAUCAGUAUUCUUCCCAGCUUGGAGACCCUGGGUCCCCAUCCAGGACUGCUCAGUUCUUCAGCUUUCAGGAAGAUGGAGCAAACACACUUCUCCCUAUUCCUCCCAGUAAGGAAAACUAAAACUCUGGACAUUUGGGAAAUUUUCAGUCAUUAUUUCUUCGAAUACCUUUUCAUCCUCGUCUUCUUUCUCUUCUUCUGCAACUCCGAUGAUACAAACAUUGGACUUUGUGAUAGUCUCACAGGUCCCUGAAGCUCCGUUCAUGUUUUUCAAUUUAUUUUUUCUCUGUUUUUCAGUCUGGGUAGUUUCUCUAGUUACAGCUCCCAGUUCAGUGACUUUUUUCCUCUGUCUCCUCCAUUUGGCUAUUGAGUCCAUCCAUUUAUUUCGGUUAUUGUAUUUUUUAAAUAAAUUUAGUUUGUAUAUAAAGCAGAUGUAAGAAUAUUCUGAAAAGUGGAAAAAAGAAGGCAGACCAGCUAGGAACCGUGGGACAGAGUAGGGUGUUCUCCGGGCUUUCAUUUUGCUUCAUGUAUCUGGGCUUUCAUUUUCUUCAGUUCUAUGUGAAGCCUUCAUGUAGGGAGGGCUUCACGUAGAACUGAAGAAACUGGCGAUCUGGAAACUGCAGUGUUUGAGAUGCAGGAAAAGGCCCCACAAAAGCCUCCUCCCUCUAGACAAAGCAAAGACAAAACAGAAAGCAGAAAAGGGGCAGCCUCACAAGAUAGAAAACUUUAAUAUAACCUCUCUACUCCAGCCAAACACCACAGAAAAACACUGUGGCCCCCACCCACACUCACACAAGCAAAGGCAGGGUGGAGAUCCUAGAAUUCUACCCACCCCAGGCCGUAAAGAGGCACCCCAACUCUCCCCCAUGGGCUCCCUGCAAUAUCAGUGAAGACAAUGGGGGAGCCUGGGCUUCCACUCCCAUCCAGCAAUAAUGAGGUGCCCCUCUCCACUCUGCUGGGGCAGUGUCCCAGAAAACCCACAGGAGGGUCAUUACCCACUAGUGGUAAUGAGGCCACCACCUCCUGUAGUGUCAGUAGAGACCGCUUGGGGAGCAGUCACAAGGCACCCCACCCAACUGCCCCACACGUCAGGGAGGUCUUAGUAGAGGCCUAAGGAGAAGCUGGAAUUCCCAUUCCCACCACCAGUAAUGAGGAGAGAAAAGAAAGAGGGCGAAAUGAAAUGAAAUGUCAAGAAUGAAAUGGGAUAUCGCUGCAGACUCUGUAUACAUCAGAAGGAUAGUAGGGGAAUACUACAAACAACUCUACCCACAUACAUUUGACAGCUUAGGUUAAACAGGCCAAUUCCCCAAAAACUUCAA